Nerophis lumbriciformis (worm pipefish) is the source of this 2472-nucleotide messenger RNA. The record is from RefSeq and is a predicted model, not a curated record. Lineage: Eukaryota; Metazoa; Chordata; Actinopteri; Syngnathiformes; Syngnathidae.
AUGGGGGACGUGGUUUCCUCUCACCUGGACGAAAGCAAGCGGGAGAUGAUUACAGUGAAAACCAGAGAUGUGAUGAGACAGUUCAGUGAUGUGUACAAGCAGCAGUACGCCGUCGCCCUCUUCAACAGCGUCCGUUACGAGUUAGAAGGAGGAAGCGGGCCACAAUCACAAUUACUACAUCGAAAGGACCCUUUGGCUGGCCGUUCAAUCUUUUCCGGGAAUUUGUUCCAGUACCUUGAGGAGAAUCGCAAGUGGAGAAACCGCUUUGUUUCAGUGCCGAACAACUACAACAUCAACCUCUAUGAGAGUAAAACUGCACAUGAGCGGAGUCUGCAUCCCAAAGUAACUAUCAACUGUGCCGGCUACAAGGCCCUGACCUCCAUUGAAGACUAUAUUGAAUUGAUUAACAACAGUCUCCCAGAUGUCAAAGCCAAAUUGGGCAGCAGUCCUUUUAUCAGGUGUGCAACUCCGUUCCCCCUCAUCCUCUGGCACCCGUAUGCCCGCCACCAUUACUUUUGUGUGAUGACCGAAAAGGAGCAGCAGAAAUGGCACGCCGUCCUUCAAGACUGUAUCCGGCACUGUAACAAUGGUCUGCCAGAGGACUGCACUGUUCAGACACCCGCCUUCACUGAUAGUGUGAGACUGCAUAGACAAGCCGAAGGACACUAUGGGACCUGGGACAUGAUGUGUGGAACUCCUCCCCAGAUUCUGGCAAAUUUAGUGAUGGAGACUCUCCAUCCUGAACUAAGGGAUGCAAUUGGUCCUCGUCUGAAAGGAAAGAUGCAGCAAAGGCAGAGAGACUGGAUGUUUAUCUCAGACGCAGUUUACAGGCAAGUUUUGGCCCAGACCACCAACGAGUAUAAUUCUCUUGUUGAAGCCUGUGAGGUUCAGAAGGUUGAGCUGGAUGCCAGGCUGAGAACUGACAUGGACCAGGUCGUCACAUCUAAAGAACACAUUACCAGCAAAAUUCGAGCCCUGGUGUUACCCAAAGCUGAGUCUCUUCUGAAGAGGAGUGUCCAACCUUACAUCAGCUCCAUCUUAGAGGCCUUGAUGGAGCCCACCAGUCGAGGUUUCGCUGAAGUCAGGGAUGUUUUCUUCAGGGAGGUUGUGGACAUCAGCAAGAACCUGGUUAAUGGAGGAGACCAAGCAAAACUGGGGGAGCACAUGGAGAGGCUCUCUAUGCUCGCCUUCCAUCCAGUCAAAAUGAAAAGCUGCUAUGAUAAUGUGGAGGAGCUCAACCUAGAGGGACUACAGCAAAGGUUCGACGUCUCCAGCCCUUCUGUCUUUGUCAGCAGGGCUCAGAUCCUCAUGAGGGAGCAAAUGGACAAUGCAGUACACACUUUUGAGCAGCUGCUACAGCAGUCUUUGGCUUCCCAGGGAGAUAAUGACCUGUGCAAAGUCAUCCAAGGGUGCCAGGACCGGGUCCUCAAGAAGUAUGAUUAUGACAGCAGCACAGUACGUAAAAAGUUCUUUAGAGAGGCUCUGCUGCAGAUCAUAAUCCCCUACAUGCUGCAACAGCUCGCUCCAUCCUGCUCACCCGAGCUGCCACGUUUUAAAGAACUCGUCUUUGCUGACUUUUCCCGAUUCCUUCUUGUGGAGAAUAUGUUUGAGGAAGUCGUGCUGCAGUCUGUCACGAAGGACAUCAUGAUGGCUGUGAAGGAGGCUGCUGUCCAAAGGAGGCACAAUCUCUACAGAGACAGCAUUGUCAUGACCAACAGCGACCCCAACCUCCACUUGCUCGGCGAAAACCCCCCAGUGGACUGGGCCACUAAAUUCGGCAACGGUGAACCAGAAGGCUCCAGCGGUGACGGUGACGGAGGAUCUGGAAAUAGACGCAAGCAAGUUGUGUCCAUGAUCCAGCUAGAUGGAGUACCACUGCCCUACGAGUCCUGUAUGGAAAUUCCAGGUGUUGAGCUCAUCCCCGAGGAAGAUACCGUUGUGUCCGAUCAUUCCGAGGAGCCGUCUGAGGCCGACCUGCACGAGGGCCCCAAAUCUCCAGAUAGUGUGGAGGAAAUCCGAGAUCUGAUCAAUCCAGUGAUGGAAGUGGUGCUACCAGAAGAAGUCAAGAGUGAUGUGACAAAUGGGAUAGUCCCAACAUUGAGUACCAUCACACUUGAGGAUGGAGAGCAGGAGGAGGUGAGCCACGUCACCGCUAUAGUGGAGGACAUCCCUCUAAAAUCCCCGCAAGAUAAGAGAUCGGCAGAGUCACUCCUUCAGCAGCUCAUAGGAAACAAGAAACAGGAAGAUAAGGAGGAAGCAAAAAUUCAAAGAGCUAUUGAGGAAAUCGAUUUAGCAGUGCAAGGAGAGAGCGAACAAACUGUGGAGGUUUGCGCGGAAAAAACGGAUUCGUCACCACAGCUUCCAUUAGAUACAGACUCCAGCCCACACGAGGAGCCUCAGCUUGUCCAAAAGGAGGUCAACGGCAAGGAAAGUAUCAUUGACCCUGUUGAAGUGGAAGUUGGUGUAGCGUAG